CAUCAACCCCUGCUCAACAAAUUAAGCUGCAGCUAUGUCAUGUUCGGAGAAUUCUGCAUCAAGAUCGUUUUCAGUGAGGGCUUUAAUCUGCUCCAGCCAGGCUCAGCCUUACUGUCCAGGGGGCUAUUUGUCCUCUAGACCGGACCAGGGCUACGGGGCACAGAGUUGUCAUCGUAAACACGACGAGAUGAACCACCAGCAAGGUCUAGGUCUGGUUCCACAUCAGUACGUUCCAGGUAUGACAGGGUGGGCAACACCAUCUCCAUCUGGCCAUGCAAGCCGACUUCAGCAGUUAAACACUUACUCCUUCUCGUCUAACGUGAAGGAAGAAGCCAACUAUUGUUUACUAGACGGGAAUAAACAUCCGAAGACGGCCAUGGAGGUCUCGGUGUACCCGAGGGUGGUUUCCGAAAUGUGCACAAGUGAUAGUGGCAGGGUCCCUGUUCCCAUCUAUUUCCGUUCAGAACCGAACUACACAUCAAACAAACCCACGGAUUACAACCAGCCGCAGCCAGCCGCUGCUCCGUGCUCGAUUCCAUCCAGCAUUCCCUUCACUUCUUCCUUCGCCACGUCGUCCUCCUCAAAACCAGGUGAAAAGGCCAUAAAAGUGAGCAGCUCAAGCGACCCUGGCCGCAGAGACCCGGGAAAACCCACAGAGGGAAGAGAAAGUGACUUUGUACAAGAUAGACCCACUUUAGAGUUUCCUGGCGCGGAUCGGGCCCUUUCCGAGAAAGAAACAAAAGAAAGCGCGAAGGCUGAGAAUACGAUAAACUGGAUGACGGCAAAGGGAGGAAGGAAGAAACGUUGUCCGUACACCAAGCACCAGACACUGGAGCUGGAAAAGGAGUUCCUCUUUAACAUGUAUUUGACUCGAGAGCGCCGCCUGGAGAUUAGUCGGAGUGUGAAUCUUACCGACAGACAGGUCAAAAUCUGGUUUCAAAAUAGAAGAAUGAAGCUGAAAAAAAUGAGCAGAGAGCAUAGAAUUCGAGAAAUAUCAACUACUUUCCCAAUUUGAUAAAGACGUGGUGCUUUUAAUUAAAGAAGAGACGAUGGACGAUCACGUUAAGGAGAUCCGA
Molecule: messenger RNA, 1076 nt
Organism: Pristis pectinata (smalltooth sawfish)
Lineage: Eukaryota; Metazoa; Chordata; Chondrichthyes; Rhinopristiformes; Pristidae
Gene: hoxb10a
Product: homeobox B10a
Exons: 2
Coding region: 35-1015 (326 amino acids)
Biological process (GO): regulation of transcription by RNA polymerase II
Cellular component (GO): nucleus
Molecular function (GO): DNA-binding transcription factor activity, RNA polymerase II-specific; RNA polymerase II cis-regulatory region sequence-specific DNA binding
Source: RefSeq, a predicted model, not a curated record